Messenger RNA from Suncus etruscus (white-toothed pygmy shrew), 654 nucleotides. Its product is annotated as ras-related protein Rab-39B-like. The record is from RefSeq and is a predicted model, not a curated record. Gene Ontology annotation, molecular function: GTP binding; GTPase activity. NCBI's taxonomy places the organism in Eukaryota, Metazoa, Chordata, Mammalia, Eulipotyphla, Soricidae.
AUGGAAAUCCCCUGGAAGUACCAAUUCCGAAUAAUCCUUCUAGGAGAUUCCACUGUGGGCAAGUCUUCUUUGUUGCGACGCUACACAGAGGGCAUCUUUGUUGAGAGCGGCCCCCACACAGUGGGGGUGGACUUCUCUGUGCACUUCGUGGAAGUAGAGCCAGGGGUCCAGGUGAAGCUGCAGUUCUGGGAUACAGCUGGUCAGGAGCGAUUCCGGUCAGUGACUCGCUCCUACUACCGGAAUUCAGCUGGAGGCCUUUUGCUCUUUGAUAUCACUAAUAGAACAUCCUUUGAGAGCAUCACCCAAUGGCAUCAGGAGGUUCUGAAGAAAGUGAAUCCCUUCAACAUCCUCUUCCUGGUGGUAGGCCACAAGAGUGACCUGGUGGCUGAGCGACAAGUGAUGCCAGAGGAAGGAGAAAAGCUAGCUGCUUCUUUGGGUGCUCGUUAUGUUGAAACCUCAGCCAAGAGCAACAGCAAUAUCACCAUAGCCUUUGAGCUGCUCACUCAGGAGAUUUAUGAGGCGGUGAAGAAGGGGUUCAUGGGACCAAACUCAGAAUGGGAGGGAGUGAAAAGCAGAGUCCGUCUCACGCCAUGUUUCAGGAGGCAGAAGACCAAAGCAGUGCAAAAUGGAUGUGCCCAUGCUGGUGACCUCUGA